Messenger RNA from Odontomachus brunneus, 1531 nucleotides. Its product is annotated as mitochondrial potassium channel-like. Bases 190 to 1167 code for a protein of 325 amino acids. The transcript is spliced from 2 exons. Lineage: Eukaryota; Metazoa; Arthropoda; Insecta; Hymenoptera; Formicidae. The record is from RefSeq and is a predicted model, not a curated record.
CUUAGACUCUAAUGUAAAUCAAGCCAUUGAGAAAGAAAGAGAGAGAGGCUUUUCUUUGCUGGAACCUGGCAACCUUAAAUUUAGGAUUUGCUUGUCACUUCUGCCGGCUUGUGAGAGUGUUUUCGGCAUGUGACUCUUUGAUUUAUUAUUUAGUUUACUUUAGUUUCCUUAUAUAUAUUUAUAUUUCAAAUGAUAACAGAACACUAUCGACAAUUAGUUAUGUUGAUAAGAAGAGGACUCAAAAAACAUUGGAUAUUUCACAACAUGAAGGGAUUUGCUGAAAAUGUUUCGGAGAAAGCACAGAGCAAGUUUCUCAAUGGACAAAAUAUUCUUAAGGGACAAUAUAAUUUCUUUACGAAGGAACUUAACCAGACUAUUAUGCAAGAUUUAAGUGUCAAGCAAUUAGAAGCCAUUACACCGUUGCCAAAAAGGGUUAUUAAGUGGUGGAGAUGGUAUCAUCAAUUGACAGGAUUGGAUGCUGUUGAAGCAGCUAAACAACAAGUAAUCAUUCUUCAAGAUAAAUUGUUUGAGUGUCAAGAUAAUAGAAGAUUUCUAAAUAAACAAUUGACAGAUAUUAGACUUGGAUUACAAGAAGUCUAUAGUGAAUUAAUACAGACUAAGCGAGAUGAUCCUAAAUAUGUGCAUUUAACUAUGGUAGAAAAUAAAAAAUUACGAGAGCAAAAUAAUAUCAUUAGUAGACUUGCAUUAUUGGAAAAAGAAGAGAAGGAAAAAUUUACACAAUUGACUACAGCUUUUAAAGAAUAUCAUGAUAACCAAAAUAUGAAUGCACAAAAAUACAAAUAUUUAUCUAUUAUUGCCUCAGUGAUAGUAGCAAUAGUAUCAUUAAUUGGUUCAAUAAUACUUAAUAAUCAGAGGAUAUUGAGUGUAAAAAAUGCUAUAAAUGAAGCACAAGAAAAAAAUGAAUCUUUAUUUCAUACAAAUACAAAUCAACUAUAUGACCUUCAGAAAAAAUUUCAUUUAUUUGAAACAAAAUUUUCACAAAAUACAAAUGAAAAAAAGGAGAUUGAUAAAGAAAAUGACAAUACAUCUAAUGUUUUGACAACUAGUGCCAAGUAUGUAGCACAUACAGUAAUUUUAGGUGGGAGUUAUGCUAUAAGAGGAGUAUACGCGUGUGGAUCAUAUAUCACCAAAAUUUUUACGGGAUAAAGAAUAUCUCUUUUCCUCUCUUUUUAAGACAUUAUUAAGAAUUUAUAAUUCCGUAGCACAGAACUAACUUUAGACAAGUUCUUACUACUUUUUUCUUGUACUCAUACAUAAAUUUAUUUGUUAUUAAGUACCAUAGAUAGCCUUGUAUUUGUAAUUUUGUUAUUAAAUAUAGAUACUAUAGAUACUAUAGAUAUCUAUAGUAUCUAUAGUAUCUAUAGAUACUAUAGAUACUAUAGAUAGUAGAAAUAACAACUAAUAUGCACUGUUAUCAUGUAUACUAUUUAUAUUAUAUCAAAUGUAUAAAAUCAUGAAAUUAUGAAAUAACUGUUCCAUUAAAUAUAAAAUUUUUCUUUUUUUCUGUAAA